AGUUUGAGUCAUGACGCUGAUUUUGUUGUGCUAACCGGGUUACUGUGCUGCUGUGUCUCGUCCCAAAGCGCUAACAAAUCCACGUUGCAGUGAUGUAGCUCACUUCAAGAGGGACUUUACCCCGCUGUGAGCAGCUACCUUCGGCUCAUGUUUCAGUCCUGCGGGCCUGAGGACCGUUUGUGACCCGCCGCGGCACCGUCUAAGCUAAGCUAGCCGGCUAAGCUAGCAGCUAGCUAGCAAACGAGCUGGUGUGAGUUUGCAAUGUGCGGCGGUUUGUUUGUGUCGUCCCGGCCCGCUUUCUAAACCUGCUGCCAGGCGGACAACUCUGCUAGCUGCGUGUCUGUGUGGUCCUGAGCAGAAAACAGCGAGUCCCUCUCCGUAUGCUGGUGCUGCUGUCCGGCUAAGAUGUGGCAGAGUGUGGGGCUCACGCUGCUGGUCAUUGUGGCCACUCUGGUGUGCGCGCUGCUCUUCAUGCUGUUCGGUUGGUAUGUGGUCUGGCAGCUCUUCUUGUCCAAGUUCAAGUUCCUGCGUGAACUCGUCGGGGACGCCAGCACCCCGCAGGCUGAAACUCAACCGUCCGAAACCAAGAGUGAACGUACAGCCAGCGCCCCGACGCGAAGUCGGCCCCGAUCCGCACGCCAAAGAGUCGCUUCUCCAGAAACCGCUUCUCCAGAAACCACAUCGUAGAUCCUCCACACAGCCGCUGCGCAUCCUCGUUAUCAUCGGAGAUAUUCCUCACUGACCCGACACUACACAAGGACCUCACCAGGACACUUUACACUGACCAGGCAGAUCUCCUGGCUUCAAAGGGAAAAGCCAUUCAUGUUCAUUACUGUCCAUUUCUUUGUGUCAUCUGUUCGUAUGUUUCAUUGAGUGCAGUGAGUCAGAGGAUCCACUCGUGGUCCUCUGAGCUUCCUGCUGUAGUGACGGCCAACUUUCUGAGUGGCCGAGCUGCUUCCUGCCAGCUGUGAGGAGUUUAGAGAAGCUCCGUCACACAUAGAGAAAUGUUCUUAUCUACUUGUUUUAAUCACAUAUUUUUAGCAGAACUACUUUGAACAAAGUAGGCAGACAACUGUUGCAGAUGAGCUAGUCUCCAUCGUUUUAACAAGAGCAACAAAAGAUAAACUGAAGCAAUGAUUUGUACAACUGACAACGAAACAUGAAGUGCAAUGAAAGGAAUGUCCGCGCUGUCAUUUAGUUGUUCCUCGCACAGUGUACGCUGCGAUCCAUUAGUUUGGAAGCUGCGAGUAGAUUAUAAUGCCCAAAGCCUCAAAGGACGAUGACGAAUGACCGGGCUUCAUUCCAGAUGAAUAAAAUGUGACCUUUUUUUUUUUUUUCUUGCAACUUCUUCUUCGCCCUUUUUUUUAUAGAUUUAUACUUGAAGAGUCAGGAGAAAGUUUCAAGGAAAUGAAGCAGCAUUUAGACGCUAGCUGGCCUCCCGGAGCGACAGAACGAGGCUCCCUGCUGCAGAAAAACCUGCCCGAGUGAUGUCUGCAUUCUCUCCCAUCCCUGUGCCUCUGUCUGUAUCAGUGCCUGUCUAGAUGGCAUCCACUGUUUGUUACUCGGCCUCCUUUUGUACAGCCGGCGGUGGCUCGGCGUCUGCUGCAGGCCGAAGCAACGCUGACCAGGGCCUCGGUCACUAUUUAUGUAACACAGUUUCCCUCAAGAUACAGCUCAUGUAACUCUUGCACCUUUUUAUCAGCAGUGACUUUUUUUUUUUCUUCAGUGGAGCAGUAGCUUCAAAUAAACAAUGCCGUAAACAUGCCGAA
Messenger RNA from Stegastes partitus (bicolor damselfish), 1769 nucleotides. RefSeq names its product small integral membrane protein 13 (gene smim13). The coding region runs from base 406 to 687 and encodes 93 amino acids. The record is from RefSeq and is a predicted model, not a curated record. Lineage: Eukaryota; Metazoa; Chordata; Actinopteri; Pomacentridae. The transcript is spliced from 2 exons.